AUGCGCCGUGUACCUGUAGAGAAGAGGCCAAACGCCACGCGCCUCGUGCAAAGUCAAGGCCUUGUCUACGCCGACCUCGUCACGCCAGGCGGAACAGAGCCAUACUGGCCCGAUGACCGCUACUAUUCCUUCACCUCUAAGGAGGUGGAACUACUGGAGACCGCAUCCAAGGAUGUCUUCGCAAUGUGCUGCGAAGCGGUAGACUAUCUCGUGGAGCACCAAGAUAUUAUCACGGACAAGAUGGGCGUUCCCGCGUACACGCUUCAACAAAUAGUCGACUCGUGGGAACGAGAGCCUGCUUGGGGAAGCAUCUACGGUCGCUUCGACGUCUGCUUUGGCGGCCUUGAGCACCCUGAUCCGCGGCUCCGCGUGCCAAAGUUCUACGAAUUCAAUGCCGAUACGCCAACAACGUUGAUCGAGGCGGCAUCGAUCCAGUGGCUUUGGUUAGAACAAACGGGCCACGGUAACGAUCAGUUCAAUCACAUCACCGAAAUGCUCAUUGAAGGCUGGAAGCGCAACUUAAAUCUCAUAGAGGAAAAGCUGGGCUUCAAACCCAUGGUGCACUUUGCCGUCGGAGAAGGUGAGCGAACCUUCGAAGACGGGUCAAAUACGACGGUUCUGAUGGAUACAUGCCACCAGGCUGGUUGGCGAACCAAAGCAAUCACGGUGGAGGAAAUCUCCCUGGCCAAAACCGACGGCCGCUUCUACGACCUACAAGGCCAGCACAUUGACGUUAUAUUCAAGCUGUACCCAUGGGAGUAUAUGGUUGAGCAGAAGUUUGGAGAGCCGUGCUUCAAGGACAUGGCGAACAUCGGGAAACGCAACGAGGCGGGAGAGUACAUUGGAGGCACGAUCUGGAUCGAGCCACCGUAUAAGCUGGUGUGGAGCAACAAAGCACUCUUCGCUGUUUUGUGGGAGCUCUUUAAGAAUGAUCCGCGCGCAAAGUGGCUACUUCCUACUUAUUUUGACAACGAGGUGCCUACUUCGUUGACAAGAUUUGCACGAAAGCCGAUUUUCUCCCGUGAAGGUGCCGACGUGGUGCUCAAAGUCGACGGAGAGGUGCUUCAGGACUUGUCUCGGGGAUAUUAUGGAGCAGAGGGACACAUUGUGCAGGAGCUCGCAUUGCCUCCGGACUUUAGAGAUGCGCAAGGUCGCUCAAACUAUCCCGUCCUGGGUCUUUGGUUUGUUGACGGCGAAUGUGUGGGCAUGGGCAUUCGCGAAGACAGGACACCCAUCACGACCAACGACUCGAGAUUCAUCCCCCAUUCCAUAUCGGAUGGACCCAUCAACUACGAACGACAUCCCGUUCCAGGUCCUGAGGAAAUUGAGUCACAGAUCAGGAUUGGCUUGAUUGAAGACGGAAUUGGCGAGCAGAAGGGAGAUGAGCUUUUAGACUACAUAAAAAGGAUCAUCACCCCGUAG
Molecule: messenger RNA, 1422 nt
Organism: Colletotrichum orchidophilum
Lineage: Eukaryota; Fungi; Ascomycota; Sordariomycetes; Glomerellales; Glomerellaceae
Product: glutathionylspermidine synthase
Exons: 1
Coding region: 1-1422 (473 amino acids)
Source: RefSeq, a predicted model, not a curated record